AUGGGCUCGAUCGAUGAACACAGUUUUUCCGCGCCACCCGAGGUCGUCUCGGUGCAUGGUCUACUAUUUGAUUUUGAUGGCACUAUAAUAGACAGCACCCCUGCUAUCGAAAAGCAUUGGCAUAAACAAGGAAACCUGAUGGGGGUAGACCCCAAGGUUAUAUUGGCCACGUCGCACGGCAGAAGAAGCAUAGAUGUUUUUAAGAUAUAUGAUCCAUCCAAGGCAAAUUGGGAUUAUAUCAGCCACGAAGAAAGCCUCAUACCAAAGGAAUUCGGGCAUGAUGCUGUGGAGAUUCCCGGUGCACGGAAACUCUUAGUGAGUUUAGAAGAGGUCAAUGCUCCGUGGGCGGUAGUGACAUCAGGCACGAGAGGACUGGUGAACGGCUGGCUUGAGGUAUUGAACCUUGCACAUCCCCGCACAAUGGUCGUGGCCGAGGACGUGGAGAACGGCAAACCUGAUCCAACUUGUUACCUGCUCGGUCGACAGCGCUUGAGACUGCCUGACACUGCAGAGAUGCUCGUUGUCGAGGACGCCCCUACUGGUGUGCAGGCGGGCAAAGCCGCUGGUUUCAAGGUCAUCGGCUUAGCCACGACACAUACCAUAGAACAGGUGAAAGGGGCUGGGGCUGACUGGAUCGUACGAGACUUGACCAGUGUGAAGCUCAAUGCGUUCCAGAAUGGGAAGGUAGAGAUUGUCAUCAGUGAUGCCCUGAUCAACUAG
Molecule: messenger RNA, 720 nt
Organism: Cladophialophora yegresii CBS 114405
Lineage: Eukaryota; Fungi; Ascomycota; Eurotiomycetes; Chaetothyriales; Herpotrichiellaceae
Product: glycerol 3-phosphatase 1
Exons: 3
Coding region: 1-720 (239 amino acids)
Molecular function (GO): sugar-phosphatase activity; beta-phosphoglucomutase activity
Source: RefSeq, a predicted model, not a curated record